Pelagomonas calceolata is the source of this 888-nucleotide messenger RNA. Lineage: Eukaryota; Pelagophyceae; Pelagomonadales; Pelagomonadaceae. The record is from the annotation of a GenBank genome assembly.
GAUUUGCGCGCGGCGUCGCGCGAACGCACGCGUCCGCGUCUUCGGACUCGCGGUCACUGCCAUUUGUUUGCGCCUCGCACGCUCCGGGCAGCCUCCACUACCCGCAGCACGCCCGACAGUCUCACAAGAUGUCGGACUCGGACUCGAGCAGCUACGGCGUGUACGCCGAGGACGAGACCUUCGAGCAGAUGAUGGACCGGAUGGAGAGCCGCGACACGAGCGACGAGGAGGGCAGCGACAAACCAACACAAAGGCGCUACUCCGUCGCGCUCGACGGCGCGGCGAGCUUCUCGGUCUGCGACCGCAGCAAGCGCAGCGUCGCCCUUCGCCGCGCCAUCGCCUGCUUCGCGGACUACGAGCCGCCCUUCGACUCGGACCAGACGUCGGCCAUGUUCGAGGACGCGCUGCCGGCGGUCGCGCGCGGCGAGGGCGCCUUCGAAGUUACGGAAGGGCACCGGCACCUCUUCGUGGGCGGGACGCUCGUGCAGGUCGCGGCGCGUAUGGUGGAUGCGCCCCUCGCCGCCGUCGAGGCCGUCAUCUGGGGCGAGUUGCUCGCGCGCGAAGGCGCGACGUGCCUGCGCCGCCUGUCGGACGACGAGCUCAUCUACGUCCAGCGGCGCGAUAAUGGAGACGCCGUGGUCCACGCACGCAUCACGCGGGCCGACGUCGUCGUCAUCGCGUGCUGCUCUGUCGAGUGCGACCUCGCGCCGGCGACGCGGGUCCUGCCGUUGCAGGGCUACGUCCUCGCCGCGAACGGCGGGACGACUCAAUUGACGUGGGUGCGCGAGGCCGACGUCGCAGACGCGUCUGCUUUACAUGCGGUGCUCGCGGCGAACGACGCGCGCGUCGAUAUGCUCGUGGCACGUUGUGUCAAAUAAGUGUGCAAGU